Chinchilla lanigera (long-tailed chinchilla) is the source of this 1738-nucleotide messenger RNA. It is a transcript of the gene Seh1l, whose product is annotated as SEH1-like nucleoporin. NCBI's taxonomy places the organism in Eukaryota, Metazoa, Chordata, Mammalia, Rodentia, Chinchillidae. Gene Ontology annotation, molecular function: structural molecule activity; protein binding. The record is from RefSeq and is a predicted model, not a curated record. Gene Ontology annotation, biological process: cellular response to amino acid starvation; positive regulation of TORC1 signaling. Gene Ontology annotation, cellular component: Seh1-associated complex; nuclear pore outer ring.
GUCUGGGAUAAAAGCGAAAGUGGAGAUUGGCAUUGUACAGCCAGCUGGAAGACGCAUAGUGGAUCUGUGUGGCGAGUGACAUGGGCCCACCCAGAAUUCGGACAGGUUUUGGCUUCCUGUUCUUUUGACCGAACAGCUGCUGUGUGGGAAGAAAUAGUUGGAGAGUCGAAUGAUAAGCUGCGUGGACAGAGUCACUGGGUGAAAAGGACAACACUGGUGGAUAGCAGAACAUCUGUUACUGAUGUGAAAUUUGCUCCCAAGCACAUGGGCCUCAUGUUGGCCACCUGCUCAGCAGAUGGAAUAGUCAGAAUCUAUGAGGCCCCUGAUGUCAUGAAUCUCAGUCAGUGGUCACUGCAGCAUGAGAUCUCUUGCAAACUAAGCUGCAGUUGCAUUUCUUGGAACCCUUCAAGCUCUCGUGCUCAUGCACCCAUGAUUGCUGUAGGAAGUGAUGAUAACAGUCCAAACGCCAUGGCCAAGGUCCAGAUUUUCGAAUACAAUGAAAACACCAGGAAGUAUGCAAAAGCUGAGACUCUGCUGACUGUCACCGACCCAGUGCAUGACAUUGCCUUUGCGCCAAACUUGGGACGGUCUUUCCACACACUGGCAGUUGCUACCAAAGAUGUGAGAAUUUUCACAUUAAAGCCUGUGAGGAAAGAACUUACUACCUCAGGUGGGCCAACAAAAUUUGAAAUCCACAUCGUGGCUCAGUUUGAUAACCAUAACUCCCAGGUCUGGCGAGUGAGUUGGAACAUAACAGGAACAGUGCUAGCAUCUUCAGGAGAUGACGGCUGUGUGAGACUGUGGAAAGCUAAUUACAUGGACAAUUGGAAGUGCACUGGGAUUCUGAAAGGUAAUGGGAGCCCAGUCAAUGGGAGUUCUCAACAGGGAAACUCAAAUCCUUCCCUAGGUUCAAACGUUCCCAACCUUCAGAGCUCAUUAAAUGGAUCUUCUGCUGGCAGGUAUUUCUUUCCCCCUCUGGACUCCCCACGGGCUGGAUCGCGAUGGUCCAGUUAUGCCCAGCUCCUUCCUCCUCCUCCUCCUCUGCUAGAGCACUCUUGCGAUGCUGACACUGCCAGCCUCCAGUAUCCUCACCCUCGCAGACGAUACCUCUCUCGGCCUCUUAAUCCCUUACCUGAGAACGAAGGGGUUUAAAACACCUAUCUGACACCUAAAGGCCUUAUGCAAUGCUUGUAAAUGCUUCAUUCCUGGCUGCUUUUUGUUCUUCUUCAUUUUCUUUCAGAAGACUUUUUAUUUAGGGUCUGUCUUGCAUGUAUUACAAGCAGAAAGUGUUUGGAUCCUAAACUUGUUUCUGCGUCUGCAUCAAAGGAACAUUGGCUUCCCUGGUUGCUAACCUUUGAUGAGAGGAGAUGCAUACAAGGGACAUUUAAUGUGAAAGUUGCACAGUAGCUGACUUCAGAGUGCCUGUUGUGUAAAUUUCAUUUUGCGCUGUUACCAUAGUCUUAAGUUUCUUCUGCUUCCUUACAUUGGUUAAUGUGAAAACAUAUCAUGGAGUUCACUCUGCCUUCUAGACACAGAAGUGUUUUUACUUUUUACAGGUGAUUGUUGCAAGUGACUGGUAUGUAAGAUCAUUCCUGUGUAUAAAGCAGCAAAACAUAAUAUGGAUAUUUUUGUCUUUUUUUAAUUAAAGGAAAUUGCCUUUCACUACGAGGAAUGACUGUUUAAAGCUUUUGUAAUUACUGUCCAAGUAGGUUAAUAAUAAAAUACAUUUUAAAAAUUA